AUGUAGUACAUUUCGUCUUGCGAAAGGUCAACUAAAAAAGUCAAAGUGUACAACUACUAAAGCACAUCUUCUCAAUAUCACCUGUAAACAAUUUCCUAUAUUAUAUAUACACAUAUCACCUUUCACUCUCUUUUCUCAUUACAUACAUACAUAUUUCAUGGUAUUGGAUUUACAAAUGACUAUGAAGAGGAGUAGAGAAGAAGAAGCUGAUCAGAACAUGAAAAGCAUGGCGAUUUCUUUGAUGUUACUCUCUAAUGGCGGUGCAGGCGCUUUUGAUUCAGUCGUUGACAGCUCCGCCGCUCGUAAUUUCGAGUGCAAGACAUGUAACAGGCAGUUCCCGUCGUUCCAGGCGCUCGGGGGCCACCGGGCCAGCCACAAGAAGCAGAGACUGAUGGGAGAACAGCAUUCCGGCGAGUGGAAGACAUCUCCGGCGAAGCCCAAAACGCAUGAGUGCCCUGUUUGUGGGAUAGAAUUCGCCAUUGGGCAAGCUCUUGGAGGGCACAUGAGGCGGCACAGAACGGCUGCCGUUAAUGAAAACCACCAACAGCCGCCGUCACCCGGCUUGUCUUUGUCUCUUUCAAAUCCUCCUCCUAUCGUAAAGAGAUCGAAUAGCAGGAGGUUAUUCUGUUUGGAUUUGAAUUUGACUCCAUUGGAGAACAAAUUUCUUAUGUUAGGCAAAACGGCUCCUGCCGUUGAUUGUCUUUUCUGAUUUUGAAUCCUCCCAUUUUCAUCUACAGCCAUUUUUUCAUUUUUAUUUGUGUAAUAUUUUAUUGUUAGUAAUUAGAUGUGUAUUUAUUCAUUUGUUUAUAAUUAAAAGAACUGAUUUUUUCCUUC
This is a messenger RNA of Olea europaea var. sylvestris, 834 nucleotides long. Its product is annotated as zinc finger protein ZAT11-like. Gene Ontology annotation, biological process: response to chitin. NCBI's taxonomy places the organism in Eukaryota, Viridiplantae, Streptophyta, Magnoliopsida, Lamiales, Oleaceae. Bases 158 to 709 code for a protein of 183 amino acids. The record is from RefSeq and is a predicted model, not a curated record. The transcript has a single exon.